Ochotona curzoniae (black-lipped pika) is the source of this 1429-nucleotide messenger RNA. RefSeq names its product tRNA methyltransferase 10C, mitochondrial RNase P subunit (gene TRMT10C). The coding region runs from base 179 to 1429 and encodes 416 amino acids. Gene Ontology annotation, biological process: positive regulation of mitochondrial translation; mitochondrial tRNA 5'-end processing. Gene Ontology annotation, molecular function: tRNA binding. Gene Ontology annotation, cellular component: mitochondrion; nucleoplasm; nucleus. NCBI's taxonomy places the organism in Eukaryota, Metazoa, Chordata, Mammalia, Lagomorpha, Ochotonidae. The record is from RefSeq and is a predicted model, not a curated record. The transcript has 2 exons.
CGCUCGGGUCGCACACCGGUGCUCGGCGCGUGGGCUGCACGGUGACCUGCUGGGCAGCGAGGCCGAGUAGUGAGCUGUGCGAGGUCGAAUCCCGCGCUGUCUGGACUCCCUGCGCGCCCGUGGGAGAGGCUGUGCACUCUCGGAGUUUUUGUGUCUCCGUUUUUUUCUUUCUUUCAAAAUGAAUGUUAAUGUCACAUUAAGACCUUUAGCCAGGUUUCUGGUGCCAUUUACCCUUCAUGGAAAGAGAAAUAAUUUAUAUUCAUCGGUUUUACAUAGAUGCAUGUCUUCCAAAAUACCAGCUAUGCCCCUUCCUAAUAAGGAGAGCACAUCCACUUCUCAACAGCUAGAACUGGAUGGAUGGAAAACUACAAUGAAAUCUAGUGUGCAAGAAAGUAUUUCAACAGGCUUGAGGGACAAGGAUGAAGAUCCUCUAGUUGCCACCAGAGAGUUAAUUGAGAUGUGGAGAUUGCUUGGCAAGGAAGUACCAGAACACAUCACUGAAGAAGAGCUUAAAAUCAUUAUGGAAUCUCCUUCUAAAUCAUCAAAAAAGAAAUAUUUAAAGCAUUUAUAUGUUAAGGAAAAAAUGAAAAAAGCCAAGCAAAGAAAAAAGGAAAUGAAAGCAGCAGCAAGGGAAGAAGCAAUGAAAGUCAAGCUGCUGGAAACCCCUGAGGAAGAUAAGCAGCAGAACUUCCUGUUCCUACGACUUUGGGAUAGAAAUAUGAACAUUGCCAUGGACUGGAAAGGUGCUCAGGCCAUGCAGUUUGGACAGCCUUUAGUGUUUGACAUGAUGUAUGAUGAUUACAUGAAACCAAAAGAACUACAGAAUGCUGUUUCUCAACUCUUGGAGAGUGAAGGUUGUAACAGAAGAAAUAUUGAUCCUUUCCAUAUUUAUUUUUGUAACCUUAAAACAAAUGGUGCUUAUCAUACAGAGUUAGUGAAACGUUAUAGAGAAAAAUGGGACAAAUUGCUUUUAACAGCAACAGAAAAGUCUUAUGUUGAUUUAUUCCCAAAGGAUGAUAUUAUAUAUUUAACUGCAGAUUCUCCAAAUGUUAUGACUACUUUCAAGCAUGACAAAAUUUAUAUAAUUGGCUCAUUCGUUGAUAAGGGUAUACAACCUGGAAUAUCCCUAGCCAAGGCAAAACGAUUUAAGUUGGCAACAGAAAGCCUUCCAUUAGAUAAAUAUUUGCAGUGGGACAUUGGUACCAAAAAUCUUACCUUGGAUCAAAUGAUGCGUAUUUUGUUAUGUCUGAAAAACACUGGUAAUUGGGAAGAGGCGCUAAAGUUUGUUCCUAGGAGAAAACAUGCUGGAUUUCUGGAGAUUUCUCAGCAAUCUCAAGAGUUCAUUGAAAACCUGAAGAAAGCAAAGACUUUUAAAUCAUUUCCCAAAAGCUCUUUAAAUGUCCUUACACGGAAGAGACAGCUUAAAUGA